This is a messenger RNA of Panthera uncia (snow leopard), 2498 nucleotides long. It is a transcript of the gene PRPSAP1, whose product is annotated as phosphoribosyl pyrophosphate synthetase associated protein 1. The coding region runs from base 813 to 1898 and encodes 361 amino acids. Lineage: Eukaryota; Metazoa; Chordata; Mammalia; Carnivora; Felidae. The transcript has 10 exons. The record is from RefSeq and is a predicted model, not a curated record. Gene Ontology annotation, biological process: 5-phosphoribose 1-diphosphate biosynthetic process; purine nucleotide biosynthetic process. Gene Ontology annotation, molecular function: magnesium ion binding; ribose phosphate diphosphokinase activity. Gene Ontology annotation, cellular component: cytoplasm; ribose phosphate diphosphokinase complex.
GCGGAGAGAGCAGCGAGGACAGGACAACUCCAGGGGAGCAGAUUUGUCAGAGUUGCUGAUAAAAAUAAGUCUAACCGAAAAAAAAAAAAAGAAGAAGAAAGAAAUAAGUCUAACCGUAUUUUCUUAAGUGAGCUUUGGAUUCGAGCAGUCAUUUGAAAGGAGCUCUUUGCCUUUCCGUGUGUUUUUAACCCAAGGAAGCCGGUGAUCUCAAGUGGCUUCUGGGGUCUGACAGCUCUGAGAUGUCUUUCCCCAGUCUUGCCACUUACUAACCCUGUGGCCCUGGGCAAGAGACUUGAUUUUCCUGAAUUCCAUCGGUAAGAUAGGGACGGCGUUGUUAUCUACCGGGCAGGAACAUCGCGAGCAGGAACAAAAUCAUGUAGAUAAAGCUUGUAGCUGAGCAGAGGCUCACAGUGGCCCUCGGAAUAAUAACUCUUUCUAGUUGGCUCUUGGAGAGUCCCAGAGCUCUAAUGCAAAGGAAGAGCCUUCGGAACCCUUUGCAGAUAAACUUGUUACAAACCUAAGGCAUAAAAUGAAUAGCUUGCUUUUUUUAACGUUUAAAGUCAUCUUUAUAUCUUGAAACAGUUUUACAUUAGAGUUUCUCUGGAUUUUUCAGAGUUGAUGAAUAAUUGCAAGGAUAUAAUUUUGGAUUCUAGAUGGAAAUGUCGAAGGGAAACUUCAGUCCUAUUUUCUCGGCGAUGCCUAUUUUCUUUUCAGUUGGGGGUUUGAAGUGAGAUUAGAAGAGUAAAUCCUCUCUACUUCCUAGUUUCUGUUUCUAACCCCUGAUAAAUGUUGGCUUUUUGAGGCCAACUAAAAUGCUAACUUUAAAUAUAAAGCUCACGUUUGUUUUGGGUCAAAUUCACCACAGUGACCUUGCUGAGAGAAAGCAGAUGGAGGAGGGCACAUUUAAAAGGCGUCUUGGUGCGGAAUUGGGGAAAUCUGUGGUCUAUCAAGAGACCAAUGGAGAAACAAGAGUUGAAAUAAAAGAAUCUGUUCGUGGCCAAGAUAUUUUCAUUAUACAAACAAUACCCAGAGAUGUGAAUACCGCCGUGAUGGAGUUACUGAUCAUGGCUUAUGCGCUGAAGACGGCCUGUGCCAGGAACAUUAUCGGAGUCAUCCCCUACUUCCCCUACAGCAAGCAGAGCAAGAUGAGGAAGAGGGGCUCCAUUGUGUGCAAGCUCCUGGCGUCCAUGCUGGCGAAAGCAGGUUUAACUCACAUUAUCACUAUGGAUCUUCAUCAAAAGGAAAUACAAGGCUUUUUCAGCUUUCCUGUGGACAACCUUAGAGCCUCACCUUUCCUGCUUCAGUAUAUCCAGGAAGAAAUCCCAAAUUACAGGAAUGCAGUCAUUGUAGCGAAGUCUCCUGAUGCGGCCAAAAGGGCGCAGUCAUAUGCGGAGAGACUCCGUCUGGGGUUGGCUGUAAUCCACGGAGAAGCCCAGUGUACAGAGUUGGACAUGGAUGACGGUCGUCAUUCUCCCCCGAUGGUCAAAAAUGCCACCGUCCACCCGGGCCUGGAGUUGCCGUUGAUGAUGGCCAAAGAGAAGCCACCGAUAACUGUAGUCGGAGAUGUUGGCGGGCGCAUCGCAAUCAUAGUGGAUGACAUAAUCGAUGAUGUGGAAAGUUUCGUCGCUGCGGCGGAGAUCCUGAAAGAGAGAGGCGCUUACAAGAUCUAUGUCAUGGCCACUCACGGCAUCCUGUCUGCAGAGGCCCCCCGCCUGAUCGAGGAGUCCUCCAUUGACGAGGUGGUGGUGACGAAUACCGUCCCUCACGAGGUGCAGAAGCUGCAGUGUCCCAAGAUAAAGACCGUGGAUAUCAGCCUGAUCCUUUCUGAAGCGAUUCGGAGAAUCCACAACGGAGAAUCCAUGGCCUACCUUUUCCGCAACAUCACUGUGGAUGACUAGCUACCACGGUCGCCCGGACCGCGGGGCCCCUGCGGAAAACGUGGGGAAAGCGGGGCCGUCGACAUCCAUCCCCGCGUUUCCUUCCAGGGGAGGACUGCAAACAGUCUGGAGCCAUGUAGUCUGUCUUGCCAAGUUCGGGAGGUAGGAGGCAUUGAGCUGGUCAAGGGGAGGACAGAGCUCCUGGAUAAAUGGCCUUAACGUCCGCCGUCCUCAUCCCGUUCCUUAAACACAAGUUACGCUUUCCUGAAAAGAAGCUCCGAAUCUUACUGAAAUGGGAAAGGAGUUGAAGGCAGGUAAGGUCUUAACUCCAUGACUGGCGGUCGGCACCGCGGGGAGCUGCGUGUGUCGGUAUGGAGCUUGGUUAGGGGAGCCGAGCGCCCGGCACCGUUUUCCAUUCUAACUGUCCUCUCCCCGUCCGACGUCACAGAAGCCUUUCGUAGAAAACCCUCUUUUUCUGUGAGAGGCUGCUGGGCCUCCGGCCGCUGAACAACGAAGCGUGUGUGGCACGACCCCUAGCAAGGAGGUCCGAUUAGAGAGUAGCAUCCCGUCUCUGGAUACCUGCGUUGCUGUUCAACUGCAAAUAAAAGUAUUUGUGCUCUU